AUGCCCGAUUCACCCACUCCACAGUGUGUUCGUCGUUUACAAAAAGAAUUAUGUGAGUUAUCUAAAGAACCGAGUUCAUUUUGUGUAACUGCUCCUUCACGUCAAACUAUUUUACGUUGGUAUUUUAUUCUUAAUGGUCCACCUGGAACACCAUAUGAAGGAGGUCGGUACCUUGGUAAAUUAAAGUUCCCUUCUAAUUACCCAUUAAAACCACCUGAUAUUUAUUUACUUACACCUAAUGGACGUUUUAAGACUGAUACAAGUAUUUGUCUUACUAUGAGCAGUUAUCAUCCAGAAAAUUGGACUCCACUUUGGGGAGUUCGUACUAUUCUUACAGGUUUACUAUCUUUUAUGACGGAUGAAGAAGAAACUACAGGUAGUGUAAAUUGUACGGUAGCGCAACGCAAACUUUAUGCUGCAGAAAGCCGUCGUUUUAAUGUAGAACAAAUGGUAAUUUAUAAAGAAACUUUUCCUGAAGAGUAUGAAAAAGAUUUAGAUAUUUUAAGAGGUAAACCUGAAGGAAAAGAUGGAAUUGAAGCAGGCGAUAAAAAUGGGAACAUUGAAAAUACCAAUAAUAAUAACAGCACUAAUGCAGAAAUAGGAAGAAAUAUGGCACAACAUGGCGGUGCAAGAUGGAAUGGUUUAGGUGCAGCUCUUGCAGCCCUUUUUGCCAUGGCCAUGGGAAUUUUUUUCUUCAGGAGAUAG
Molecule: messenger RNA, 705 nt
Organism: Trypanosoma theileri
Lineage: Eukaryota; Euglenozoa; Kinetoplastea; Trypanosomatida; Trypanosomatidae
Product: ubiquitin-conjugating enzyme E2
Exons: 1
Coding region: 1-705 (234 amino acids)
Source: RefSeq, a predicted model, not a curated record